AUGAUGUCACGCGAUGACAUCACAAAGUGUUUAAAAGUCAAAGAUGUUUUGGUCCAAACGUCAGUCGCUGUGAAGGUGUCUGCAGCUUCAUCGGUUCCUGAGUCGACCUGAACGCACCGGUGCCGCUGUGUUCGAGAUCAGGGAGCUACUGAGGCAGGAGGUUCUGGAGGACACAAAGCACUCUGCUGCUGAUGAGGAAGAUGAGGAAUAUGAGGAAGAUGAUCUAUCUGGUUCUGGUCGGGUUCUGUCUGAGCUCAGCUGCAGCUGCAAAGCUGGGUGUGGUGCAGACGGAGGGCGGCCCGGUGGAGGGGCUCAACGUCGACAUGGGCUUCUUCAGGACGGUGGAGGUGUUUAAGGGCGUCCCCUUCGCAGACGUUCCUGGAAUGUGGGAGAAACCCAGACCUCACCCUGGCUGGGACGGAGUCCUGCACGCCACAAAGUACAGAGAGCGGUGCCUGCAGGUGACGUUGUUGCAGACGAAAACCCGGGGCAGCGAGGACUGCCUCUACCUGAACAUCUUUGUUCCACAUGGACUAUCAGUUUCCACCAACCUACCUGUGAUGGUGUACCUCUUUGGAGGGGCCUUCCUGCUGGGAGCGUCCGAUGACGUGGAGGCUCUUGGAGAGUCUCUGUAUGAUGGGAAGGAGAUGGCCGACAGGGGCGGGGUCGUGGUGGUGACGGUGAACUACAGAGUCGGUACUCUGGGUUUCCUCAGCACCGGAGAUGAACGACUGCCAGGUAACUAUGGUCUGUGGGACCAGCACGCUGCCAUCUCCUGGGUGCGCAGGAACAUCAGGGCAUUCGGAGGGAACCCUGACAACAUCACCAUUUUCGGCCAAUCAGCUGGAGCCGCCAGUGUCAGCUUCCAGAUGCUGUCUCCUUACAAUAAAGGCUUGUUCCGCAGAGCCAUCACUCAGGGCGGGGUUUCCCUCAGUCCCUGGGCCCUCCAGAAGAACCCCAUGGCUCUCACAAAGAAGAUUGCUCGUAAAGUCGGGUGUUGGCAAACCGAGGAAGACGAAAUGCUGACGUGCCUGAAGACAGCUGACCCUGUCAAACUCACCAUGGCAGGAAAAAUCAACCUGCUGAAUAUUUUUGGCAAAGGUCCGGUCAUGGAGCUGCUCGAGCUCGCUCCGGUGGUUGAUGGGGAUUUUAUCCCCGAUGAGCCCAGCAAGCUGUUUCACAAUGCGGCUCAGUUUGAUUACCUGGCUGGUGUGAACAGCAUGGACGGCCACAUGUUUGCUGGAAUCGACGUUCCUUCUAUCAACAGCAUGAAAGAAACCACUACAGCAGAACAGGUGAAAGGUCUUCUGGCUGGUCUGACCAAGGAGAAGGGGGAUGCUGCCGCUCUCUCAGCCUUCAAUGUCUACUCAGUUCACUGGGGUUUGGCUCCAGAUCCGGCCAUAGUAAAGAAAACUGUGGCCGACGUCGAGACUGACUUCCUGUUCCUGGUACCGACUCAGAUUGCCCUCCAGCUCCAUGCCAACAACACCAGUGGUGCCCGUACCUACUCCUACCUGUUCAACAUGAAGACCCGAAUCCCGGGGUUCCCCCGCUGGGUGGAGGCGGAGCACGCGGAGGACCUACAGUAUCUGUUUGGUAAACCGUUCUCCAUGCCGCUGCUCUACUUCCCCCGACACAGAGACCUGUCCGGCUACAUGAUUGCAUACUGGACCAACUUCGCCAAGACCGGAGACCCCAGCAGAGGCGACAAUAGAGUCCCAGUCCCCUGGCCGGCGUUUACCAAAUUCCACCAUCCUUACCUGAUCAUCAACAAUUCGAUGAGCAAGUCGUCCGUCAGCUACGACUUGAGAUCAUUUUAUGUGAAAUACUGGACUCAGACCUACAGCCAGCUGCCUGCUGCAGAGAGGAUGGAGGAAGAGGAGAAACUCUGAUUUACUUUACCAGGCUGAGAAAUUCCUCUCCUUGGAUAAUAAAUGAACGUGAAACCUUC
This is a messenger RNA of Fundulus heteroclitus (mummichog), 1951 nucleotides long. RefSeq names its product bile salt-activated lipase. Lineage: Eukaryota; Metazoa; Chordata; Actinopteri; Cyprinodontiformes; Fundulidae. The record is from RefSeq and is a predicted model, not a curated record. Gene Ontology annotation, molecular function: neurexin family protein binding; triacylglycerol lipase activity; signaling receptor activity. The transcript is spliced from 12 exons. Bases 192 to 1892 code for a protein of 566 amino acids. Gene Ontology annotation, cellular component: cell surface; postsynaptic specialization membrane; synapse. Gene Ontology annotation, biological process: postsynaptic membrane assembly; synaptic vesicle endocytosis; modulation of chemical synaptic transmission.